Messenger RNA from Drosophila biarmipes, 10173 nucleotides. RefSeq lists its product as uncharacterized. Gene Ontology annotation, cellular component: plasma membrane; cytoplasm; dendritic spine. Gene Ontology annotation, molecular function: protein binding. The transcript is spliced from 14 exons. Bases 2227 to 8694 code for a protein of 2155 amino acids. Gene Ontology annotation, biological process: chemical synaptic transmission. The record is from RefSeq and is a predicted model, not a curated record. Lineage: Eukaryota; Metazoa; Arthropoda; Insecta; Diptera; Drosophilidae.
UUUGUUAUAUGGAAAUCUACCUUGAUCAGACAAAGACAAAAAAACAAUGUUAGUCAGUAAAGGGUUAAGCGUAACAUGGCGCCAACAUAACUGCUGAUUAACAGCGCAUAACGGGACCGCCUCUCUCUCCCUGUUGCUCUCGCUCUCUUGUUGGCCGCGCUCAGUUGCUCGGCCAACGCGUGCUCGUCCUGUUUGGCUUGGUUUAGUUUCAGUGUUUAGUCCUUCUUCGAACGCGCUGCCGACGAGUCACGAGUUCGCAAGACGUACGCAGGGAAUCCGAUUUCCCACUCUCCCAGUCACAUACUUUUUUUUCCAGUGUUUCUUGCUCCCAGUUGAGAGCGUGUAAAGACAAGAACCAAAACAUAGAAAGCCAAAGCAGCACACCAAGACAAUAAGACACACAUAAGUGAACUAAGAACUAAGAGCUAAGAACUGAGAACCGAGAACCGAGUAUUGCGAACCGCUGAAAAACGUUGCACCCACCACCGCCUCACGCUCACCGCCUCACCGCUCGCCCGCUAAUUUAAAGCUAAUGCCACCGCCCACCACCACUAGAACUACUACUACUACUACUUCCACCACAACCACUAGUACCACCACAACCAAGAAUUAAGAACCAACAGCCAAGAACCAUGAACCACAACCACCAACUACCAGCCUCGACCUGAACCACUUCGCAAUAAAUAUCAAAACAAAAAAAAAAGAUAAGAAAGUAAUCUGAAAAGAAAGAAAGACAGAGCCCAGAUUCCGACUCCACUUGUCCAAAAUGUCGUCAGUUGAAAAAUGUGAGCUCCACCAUGAAAAAGAAAUGCAUUACUAGAUGUUCGUUCCCGUAAUAUGUGCCUACAUAUAGCAUCCCCCCCUAGAACCUCUAGCUCUAGCUCUACCCCCUCGAAGAACCUCCAAAUUCGUAGCGCCCUCUUUCUCUAUCCCCAAAAUAAGUAACACUAACUAGCUAUCCACCCGAACACCCACCCCGAUUUGUCUUGCCAUGUUUGCCACUUUAGAUCUAGACUCUUGACUACAACAACCUAAUAAACCAGAAACCACAUUCCACUCUUUUCUGUUUCGUUUCCAUCAUACCAAAUACAAUACUAAGUAUCGGUCUGCCUCUCUCUCUUUCACUCUUACUAUCUCUCUCUCUGUCUGUCUUUCUUGUUCUGUCUAGUUAACAUGCCUUGAACUUUCACCCACUCUGUUAACUUCUCCUGCCAAACAACGAGAAACUUUCCCACUCCAAGUCUUUGGAAAUUGCGAAGACCGACUGAGAAAAGCAGCUGAAAAGUGAAGUUCUCAAGAAGGUUCUCGUACAAACUUACCCACUGAUUGGCUGGAGUUCCGAUAUUGUAAAUAAGACCUCGAACCCCUUGAAAACAAUUUCCCCAAACUCGAAACCCCACAACACUUUUAACCUUUCGCAUUGCCUGCUUCUUCUAAAAACAAACUGCAUGCUCGAGAAAUCAUCAGCUUCUUCUACUGGUUAUCGAUUUAUCAUUUGAGAAUGCCACACAUCCACACACAGACGCUGUCGAUUGGUUCGAUCGGAUGGGAUCAGAAGUCUAUAUAUAUAUAUUAAAAAAGAAAACAAAAGCCACACACACACACCCACUCUAUAUCUAGUAAAGUUGCAUAAUUUCCGUUCCGUUCCGUUUCGUUCCUCGUUCGUUUCUCGUAGUUCCCCAGUUCGUUUGAUGCGUUCCGUUCCUUCGUUCGUUCGUUGUGUUUGCCAAGUUCAAUUUUGUUGUACUCGAAUUCCCAACUGGCCAAGCACCAGAUAGCCGGAAUUCGCAAUUGGCAAGCCAGCAGAAGCCAAAACUGAACAGAAACAGAAACCAGAAACCAAACAGCAACAACAACAAAACAACAGCUACCAGACAAACAAACAAACAAACAAAAUAGCUAAUAGCAAAAUAAAUCGAAACCUUAACCCAAUCUAAAUAUAUAUAUAUGUAUACCUACAUCUAAAGCCUAAAGUGUGUCUAAUCACCAAUUCUUAAUGUAAAAUUCUCUUUAAACUAAAUAAUCCAAACACGAAUCACACAAAACCAAAAACCAAAAUCUAAACCAAAUAAUCGAAUCGAAUCGAAAUUGAAAUCGAAAUCGAAAUCGCAGACCCAGGCAAAACUCGCAUUGACCACCAAGCAUAUGAGCUUGUGGCUAAAGGUGUCUCCGGCAUCGACUUGUUUCAUGUUGUAACUCGAGGACUUUCGUUUAUUGGCAACAAUAAUGGUCAGCACCACAUUGACAACACUGGCUGCUGGACAAACAACUAGUAGCAGUAAUCACCAUCACCACCACCAUCACCACCAGCAGCAGCAGCACCAUCAGCAGCAUCAGCAGCACCAGCACAAUCCGCAGCAGCAGCAGCAGGAGCAGUUGCAUCAGUUGCCCUACCAGCGACUGCAGCCACACGCCGCGGCAGCGGCAGCAGCGGUUGGCCAGCAGCGCGGCUUCUACGCCCUCAACGGCAGCUUGGAGCUAGACUGCGACAGCGGCAACAGCAACGGCAACAGCAACGGCAACGGCAACACCAGCAGCAGCAACGUCGGCUACCAGCAGCAGCAGCAGCAGCAACCGCCCUUGAUCCUGUCGCAGGCUCUGCUGUCGCCCUCGCCGCCGCUCAACGAUCAGAUCAGCUUGCUUUUCCCCAAGUGCCGACCCAAGCAGCAGCCGCAGCAGCAGCCGCAGCAGCAGCAGCAGCAGCAGCAACAGCAACAGCAGCAGCAACAUCAGCCAGCACAGCAGCAACAUGCACAUGCCCUGCUCGUAGACGUGGUGAAUCCCAACAGCAACAGCAGCAGCCACCGGAGCAGCAGCCCCACGGCAGCCCUAGUUGCGGAGCCGCUGGCCAGUGUUAGUCCGCCGCCGCCCAAGGCCACGCCCACCAGCACGCCCAGCUACUACAAGAGCGUGAACAUCAUCACGCAAUCGCCGCCGCCGCACUCGGCCUCGUCGCACUCCUCCGAGUCGCUGUCCUCGGUGACGCCGCGCAUCUCCACCAAUCCCUUUCUGUGCGCACCGCUCACGCCGCCCACACCGCCGCACCAGCAGCAGCAGCAGCAGCAGCAGCAACAGGACACCACGGGCGAGUCAGCUGUGGAGCGGAGCAGGAGCGGAGCGGCCGGCGAGGAGCCCGACUAUCCCGCCUCCUUCUACUACCACACGGUGGGCGAGAGCAGGCGUGGCCCCGGCGGCUACGCGGAAAUGCCGAGGAAACGCAGCGGCGCCUUGCCCGCCAGCAACAGGCAGCAGCAGCAGCAGCAACAGUUGCACAACGGCAAUGGCAGUCAGAAUCCCUUCAUCAAGGAGAACUACUGGGAGGCGCCGCCCACCAGGGCCAGCUUGCUGCUCCACUCGCCCACGGAGUACUCUGAGGAGCAGCAACAGCAGCAGCAGCAGCAGCAGCAACAGCAGCAGCAGCAGCAACAGCAGCAGCAGCAACAUAUGCAUGCCUCAGCCAGACGAGCUUACCACCAGCAGCGGGAACAGGUCUAUGGAAUCAGUCAGCGACAGCAGCAGCACCAGCAUCAGCAACAGCAACAGCAACAGCAACAGCAACAGCAGCAGCAGCAACAACAACAGUCGCACAUCCUGCGGGUGGGAAGAAGUCCGGUGAACCGCAGCUUCUCCCAGCAGCAACAGCAACAACAGCAACAACAGCAGCAGGUUGCCGCGCCCAGGAACAAUCCCUGCGCCGACGGGCUGACUCCGCUGGCCAGUCACUAUCUCUAUGGCAGCAAGUCAUCCCUGGAUCAGCAGCCAGGCGACUGGGAGCCUCGGGAGCAGCGCAAGCUGAGGCUGCGCGAGGAGCGCGAAAGGGAGAGGGAACGGGAAAGGGAGCGGGACCGGGACAGGGACCGGGAGCACCUGUUGCUGGAGCAGCAGCAGCAGUUGCAGCUGCAGGAGGUGCAGGCGGCCAGGGACAACCACCUCAGUCACCUGGCGGGACAGCAGCAGCAGCAACAGCAGCGCAAGCGGCAUGUCUACGGCGAGGAGCGGGACACGGAGCGGGAUCACCGCCUGGUCAACGGGAACGCAGAUCCGAACGAGAGCUGGCAGCAUCUGCGCGUAACGACCGACACUCUGGCGGAGGAGGGCGGCAAGCUGGCGGAGAAGGGCCAGCACCAGAUGCAGAGCGUCGGCCUCGGCCUCGGCCUGAGCCAGGGCCAGAGCCCGGAGGUCAAUGUCUACAGGGAGCACAAGCUGGACGCCUGGAAGCUCGAGCGCAACUACACGCUGGCCGUGGAGUCGCGUCAUGGCAUCAUUGAAUACGAGGGCUCGCCGCGGCGCAUUGGGGUGACCACCAGCAAUUUGGGGCAAGUGACGGCUGCAGCGGCGGCAGCGGCAGGGGCAGCAGCGGACGAAAGCGAACCACCAGCAGCGGUAGAAGUAGCAACACCACCGCCACAGCAGCAGCAGCAGCAGCAGGUGCCCAUGGCCACCGUGCCACCGCUGGGCUCCACGGCCACCUCGCUGCAGAAGACGGCGGCCCGGGCAGCACUGGCCGCCCUGGCCCAGGGCCACCCCCACAACCCCCACAACAUCCUGAGCUCCCUGCUCCCGAACGCGAGCAACCCCAGCCCACUGAAUCCCGGCCAGAUGCAGAUCCACUCGCCGCAGCAGCCCAUGCAGAACUAUCCCGUGCGCCCGGGCUUUCCACAGCGCAUCAUCUCGCCGCCGAAUCGUGAGCCCCGCAGCAGCUCUCCUCCCCUGCAACAGCAGCAGCAACACCAGCAGCAGCAACAUCAGCAGCAGCAGCAACAUCAGCAGCUGCAACAGCAACAGCAGCACUUUGCCAGUCUGAUGAGCAAUCACAGCAACAACAACUCGAACACCAACAAACAGCCGCUGAGCAGCGACAACAACGCGGAGGACACCAGCAACGAUGUGUCCGAGAUUGGCACCAUAUCCGACCUGACCACUCCGGAGGCAGUGGGUCUGCAGCUGGCCAUUGGAGCCGCUGCCGGCGAGAUAGCCAGUCGGGCGGCCACGCCACCUCAGGCACCGGCAUUGGCAUUGGCAUUGGCACCACCGACCGCAGGGGCGGGCAGCACUGCCAAUGGAACCGGAAAUGGGAACGGCACCGCAACCGGAAAUGCAACAGCGGCGGGUCCACUGAGCCUGCACACGAAGUCGUCGACCUUCGACUACCUGUACGAGUUCUCGGAGACGCGCAAGGUGCUGGAGGAGUUCUUCAAGUGCCCCUCCACCGACGAGCAGCCCAUCAUGGAGAACGGCAGCGAUGUGGACAGCAUUGAUAUCCAGUACGAGUUCCACAGCAACUUCGAGCGCGACGAGGAGGAUCUGGCCGAGGAGGAGGAGGCCGAGGACGACGACGAGGGCGACGACGAUGCCGACGAGGAGAACGACGAGGCCGAGGAUGAGGACGAUCCCUUGGGGCAGGAUGGCGGCCAGAACUACCGCCAGCCGGUGCCUCCCACCGCCGGCCACGCCUCCGAGCGCCUCGUUUACGGGGGCGUGGGCUAUGGCCAGCAGUCGCAGCCCCAACUGAGCGCCCAGCCGAUGGGUAUGGGCGUUGCUCGGCGGCACUACAGCGGCAGUCCGCUGAUGCGGGACUUCGAUUUCUUCCUGGACUCCACCAGUCGGAGCAGCGGCGAGCGGGACGGCGACCAGGAUGGGCUCAAUCACAACCAGCUGCUGAGCACGGGCAGCGGCCAUGGCGGCGGCGGCGGCGUGGGCGUGGGCGUGGGCGUGGGCCCGGGCGGAGGACACAACUACCGCUACUCGCCGGAGACCACCGACUACGACUCCAACUGCGGCGAUCUGGACAGUCUCUCGGGUGAGAUGAACGGCGGCGUGUCGACCUCCUGCUCGAACUACGCCAAGUACUACGCCUCGGCCAUGCCGGUGCUGGAGGACGGGCUCUCCUCGGGCCACACCAGCGACACCGAGAACAACAACAAGAACCAGAAGAACCUGCAGCAGGCGGUGCUCGGCCAGGGCCAGCAGUGCCCCACCAGCAUGAGCGGCAGCACCAGCAUCGGCGGCAGCGGCGGCAUCUCCAUGCUGAUGGACAUGAAGCGCGUCUCGACGAACAACAGCCUAAACAGUAUGCACAACCUGACCACCACUGCCUCCACCACGGACAGCAACGGGGGUGUGGCGGGUCACCACCUGGGCGCCACGCCCAGUCCCAGCAACGGGCAGUCGAAGGGCCCGCUCGCCAGUCAGGCGCAAUCACAGCCGAAGACCCUGGCUCUGGACCAGAGUCCCAGCAACCACAACAAAGUGUUCAAGAACAUUGAUCCGGAGUUGGAUUCGCUCUACUCGAUUGGAGUAUUCCACCGCCCGGACACGGUGCAGAUGACCCCGCCGCCGCCUGCUCCGGCGCCGCACCGCAAGCCCAACAACAAUGGCAGCGUCGUUGUCAACACCAAUGGCAGCCUGGGCGGCGGCAACAACGAUGUGGAUCUGCUGCAGCCGAGCAGCAAGCACACUCCACUGGCGGCGGCCAUCAGUUCCACGCUGCAGCGCAGCUCACCCACCUCGACGGUCACCGGAAAUGGCAUCGGAAUGGCUGGCGGCAGCGGAAGCAAGCCCCGCAGCGCCGGAAGCAAUUGCAGCAGCAGCGGUGGCAACGGCGGCAUGCCACCGCCCAUUCCGGAGAGGUCGAACCUCGUCUCGGCCUCGCAGAGAUCACCCUCGCCCGGCCUAAACUCACCGGUGUGGCUAUCUCGACAUCUGGACGGCGGCGCCGGCAAGGAGCUGCUGGAGUCCGGCUCGGAUAAUCACUCAAAGAACCACAGUGCCGACGAGGAGGACGUGGACACCGACCUGGAGACGGACCGGCUGCUGGGCCACCAGCGGCUGGACGAUCAGGGCUACUACGAUGAGAACAAGAGCUGGGACCGCAAGCCGCGCUCGCUGCUCUCGAAGAUCUCGCCCAAGCAGCAGAUGCCGAGCACCAAGACGCGCAACGGCUACAAUGCCCUGCUCAGCUCCACGCCGGAGUUGCCGCCCCCAAUUCCGCCCAAAGGGCAGUCCGGCCUGGGAUUGGGCCUAACCCUGGGCUCCGGCAAUGGUGGCAAGCUGUUGGACCUGGUCGGUGGCAUGGUGCAGCGAAGCCUAUCACGCUCGUCCUCGGAGCACAGCGACAAGUCGCCCAGCAAGCUGGCCAUGCCCAUUUCUGGCGGGGAUCUGUGCGCGGCCGGCAGCGUGGAUGUGGUGGCCUCAGCGGUGGCGGCCGCCUCGGCAGCGGUGGCCGGCACACCGGCGCUGGGUAGCCCUGGGAAUGGAGGCGGCUCGGAGAGAUCGUCCGGCGGGGGAUUGACCAAUCCCGGGGGAGCAGUGAAGAUAGUCGGAGGAGAGCCGGAGAAUGGAGCACUCAAUGGGGGCACACUGGCGGCGCCUCCGCUGGCAGGAUCGGCAGCUGGAUCGGCCGGAGGAGGAUCAGGGACGGGAUCUGGCUCGGGAUCGGGCUCUGGAGCGGUGGCCAAUGGCACCGCCGUGGCCAACAGCGGCGGCAGCAACAACAACAACAACAACGGCGGCGGCAGCAACAACAACAGCAGCGGCAGCAACAGCGGCGAGAAAAAAGUGAAAAAGAGUAAGAGCAAAGAAGGCGGCGCAGUGCUCAUCGAGGGCGUUCUCUUCAGGGCCAAGUACUUGGGCUCCACGCAGCUGGUCUGCGAAGGUCAGCCCACGAAAUCGACGCGCAUGAUGCAGGCGGAGGAGGCCGUUUCCAGGAUCAAGGCACCCGAUGGCGAUGUGCAGCCCAGCACCGAGGUGGAUCUGUUUAUUUCGACGGAGAAGAUCAUGGUCCUGAACACGGACCUCAAGGAGAUCAUGAUGGACCAUGCCCUGCGCACCAUCUCCUACAUUGCGGACAUCGGUGACCUGGUGGUCCUGAUGGCCCGACGUCGCUUCGUCCCGCAGGACAUCGACGAUGCCCCCAAGCCGAAUCGCACGCCCAAGAUGAUAUGCCAUGUGUUCGAGAGCGACGAGGCCCAGUUCAUUGCCCAGUCGAUUGGCCAGGCCUUCCAGGUGGCCUACAUGGAGUUCCUCAAGGCCAACGGCAUCGAGGACCAUCGCUUUGUCAAGGAGAUGGACUACCAGGAGGUGCUCAACAGCCAGGAGAUCUUCGGCGAUGAGCUGGAGAUCUUUGCCAAGAAGGAGCUGCAGAAGGAGGUGGUGGUGCCGAAGGCCAAGGGCGAAAUCCUCGGGGUGGUGAUCGUGGAGAGCGGCUGGGGCUCCAUGCUGCCCACCGUGGUGAUUGCCAAUCUGAUGAGCUCGGGAGCAGCGGCGCGUUGUGGUCAGCUGAACAUCGGCGACCAGCUGAUAGCCAUCAAUGGGCUGAGCCUCGUGGGCCUGCCGCUCUCCACCUGCCAGACGUACAUCAAGAACACCAAGAACCAGACGGUGGUCAAGUUCACGGUGGUGCCCUGUGCCCCCGUUGUCGAGGUGAAGAUCAAGCGGCCGGAGACCAAGUACCAGCUGGGAUUCAGCGUUCAGAAUGGAGUGAUCUGCAGUCUCCUGCGGGGUGGCAUUGCUGAAAGGGGUGGUGUUCGUGUGGGCCAUCGCAUUAUCGAGAUAAACAACCAGAGCGUGGUGGCUGUGCCCCACGAGAAGAUCGUCAACUUGCUGGCCACAUCCGUGGGAGAGAUCCUCAUGAAGACGAUGCCCACGUCCAUGUUCCGCCUGCUCACUGGUCAGGAGAAUCCCAUUUAUAUUUAAGCCUGCGGGAGAAUAAUAAGCGGCGAUUAUUGUUAACUAUAAAAAACAAACCUUACAAGGAUAUUACGAUAUUAAGUAUAUAUACUAUUCAUAUAGAAAGAUUGAUAGACAGAUGGAGAGAGAGAGAGAAAGUAAAUAUAUGUAUGUAUAUGCGUGUGUACCUAUAUAUAUAUAUAUAUUGAUAUAUGCUAAACAUAUACUACACACGAGUGUAUCGAUUUUUUUUUGUGAGUAAACUAGUCAAAGUGCGAUCGGAGGCAAGUUAAGAGCAGCUACUACGACAAAUAAGAGGAAGCGAUAACUAACACACAUGGCACGCCUUUUUGCAAAGCUUAGUAAUAAUAGUUAAUAAUGUGUGUGGCAUCGGGCCAUCGGCCAGUACAUACAUAUAUACAUAAAUAUAUAUAUAUAUAUGAACACAAUGACCUUUUUGCGAAAACGUCCUUAGCUUAGUUGAACGGCGACAUUAGUCAAGGAAUACUGAAGCUAGUAACGACCCCGAUAUAUAUGCUUACCCAUACUUAUUGUAAAAACCAAAAAGCAAAACAAAAAAAAAAGAAAACCGGAAUCCAACAACCAACAUGCCCAAACGAGAUUCGAAACCAGACAGGAGGCAGGCAGCUCUUUUGAUAUAGUAUAUAUAAUCCACACACUAUAUAGCACCACUCAAAAAUAUAUUUAUAUAACAGAACAGAGGGCGGAAGAAUAGAAAGCUUGAGGCAGAUAGGAAAUGGAUAUGGAAAUGGAAAUUGAUAUUGUAACUGCAGCGUUUCGUUUUCUACUCGCACCCAUAGCCGAGAAUUUUGAUAGUUAUUUAACGGAUAUAGCCAGAUCGUAAUGUAUGCAAAGUGUAAAUUGAGGAGCGCUUUACACCCCCCACAAAGAUACAUACAUAUUCCCCCCAUAGAGGAUUUAGUUUAGCAGACACCUACACUCACACUCACUUAGACGCUUCGAUUUCAACCAUCUUCGUCCAAAAAUUGUGCUACUACUCGUUAAACAAGUUGAUAGAUAUAGAGACAGAUUAGAAAGAGAUAACAGGAGGGCAGGGGAGGGCAGAGAGAUAGAAGGCCGGCGAAAAUAAGACAGAGAUAGACCCCCUAUAAUAAUAAUAAUUAGAAAGACACGGGCCAAAACCAGGAAAGCUUACAACAACAUAUGUAUGUAUGUGAACCUAGAUCCGCGUUUUAGUGCUACCCACGUAGACCAGACUCGAACAGAAUGAGACGGCAACAGGAACAGAAAUAUAAACAGACAGAGAGGGAGAACUGCAUUUCUUUGUGUGUAUAUGUAUGUGUAAAAUACUCGCUAUUGGCCCCAUUGCAAUCCACAAGCAACAGGCAUCAGCAGUCACUAAGAGAACUAUUAUUAACUACGAGUACGAUUUAAUUAUGUAACGGCAACGGGGCAUUUGCUUGAUGUUUGUGAAUUGAACGACUUUUCGGCCUCAUUUUCACUGCUUGGCAGGGCCACGCCCAC